GUGGACAUGGGCAAAGUAAACCUGGAAGUAAUCAAGCCAUGGAUAACAAAAAGAGUAACGGAAAUCCUUGGAUUUGAAGAUGAUGUAGUAAUUGAAUUUAUAUUCAACCAGUUGGAAGUGAAGGCCUGAACCAAAAUGGAAGUUAUUCCUUGCGUCUGAAGUAUAGCACCAUCACCUUAUUAGGUCACAGCAGAGUGAGUGUCCAAUGUCGCUCUGACCAACUCCCUUGAUGAUGCAGUGUGUGUUUGGAGGUGAGUUGUGUAAAGUGGCCGAACCAAAGACUGACAAAGCAUCCAGCAGAAAGCCAUUGGGCAAAGCUUUACACUGCUCUUGAAAUAGUUGUGAAUUAGAUGAGAUUAAAUGUAAAGCUUAAGGUGCAGUUAUAAAUUGGUAAGAGGCGUUCAGUGGAGACCUACUCUGUAUAGAACUAGGGCUGUGUUCAGUAAGGAUGGAGGGGUAAUAUAGUAAUUACAGUAAAAAUAUGCUCCAGGUUGCUAAAGAGGAAACCUUGUAAGUGUAAGAUACCUUCCACUGAAAUUAGUGGCAAGACACCCAUCUUAAGUUAAUGGAACUGGAUUGCACCACUGGAAUACAGCUAAACAGUUGCCAGUUGUGUAACAUGAACUUCAAAAAUGAAACUGAGUUCAUGAUAAACUUUGUCUUUUAUCUUAAACAAUCUGCCACUGCAUCCCAAGAGUCAGUACAGUAUUUUCUCUGAACUAAUGGCAGAAAUGCUCUUGUGCUAAUAUACAUUAUGCUCAAUCUUUCUUCCAAAGAAUUCAUCUUUAUGAUUUGACUGAACAGUUGACAUUUCAACUGAGAAAGAUAAAUGAUAUAACAUUAAACUCAAGGUGGUUGAGUUGCAGUAGGGAGUCGGAAGCAAGCCAAGGGAACAUCUUUCUCUACAGGGGACUUGGCGAUUCCAAACCCCCCAAAGUUCCAAGAAGAAACUGAAGACACCUGGAAUCUGUACUUGCUUUGUGCUGUUGAGCUGUGCUUGUUAUAUGGACCUCGUUGCUUUGACCAACAAUGUUAGAAAUAAAGUGCCCACUUAUACUGUGAGCCAAACUUGACCUCUUAAUCCUUUGUGGGCAUUGCAUAAAUGUCAUAAAAACCAGAUAGGGCAGCUUUCAUUCCAUAAACGUGUCAGUGAAGGCUUAGUCUAGUUUGCUGAUGAAAGUAAGAGAAUGCAUGCAUAAUUUUUUGUUCAGUUUUCACAGCAGGGUUAUUGUAGAUGAUGAUUCUGUCAUGUUAAAUAAGUGUACAGCUUCUGUCCAUUGUACGGAUCACAUUAAACAAAAACAAAAAAGAUUUUCAAGCAGCAGUACCAAAGACUAUUGGGGAAGAAUGUUUAGAAAGUUAACUACAAAGAAACUUUUAUUAACUAUUAUGAUGCUGCUAUACUAAAUUCAUUCCCCACAGCUGUAGCGGCUGCAGAGACCAAAAUGCUUAUGAAAUCCACAAAGGAUUAACAGGCCAUUUUGAAUGUAAUGGUAUGAUGAGAGAAAAUUGGUAAACUGUUAGGACUAUGUUACUGAGCAACUUUUAGGGCAAGUUUUUAAAACUAGUAAUGAGCUUAAUAUACUGUAGCCCCAUGGUAAAAGAUUGUGAAAAUUAAAAUGACUUAUCUGAGUUUGUUUUUUUGAAAUAACCUGUAUUUCUUCCUGUCACAUCUCUUUGCAGAAUCCAGAUUCCAAAAUGAUGCAAAUCAACCUGACUGGAUUCUUGAAUGGGAAAAAUGCUAGAGAGUUCAUGGGAGAACUGUGGCCACUACUGUUAAGUGCACAAGAAAACAUUGCUGGUAUUCCAUCUGCUUUCCUGGAGCUGAAGAAAGAAGAAAUAAAACAGAGACAGAUUGAACAGGAAAAAUUGGCUUCCAUGAAGAAACAAGAUGAAGACAAGGAUAAGAGAGACAAGGAAGAUAAAGAAAAUAGAGAAAAGAGGGAGCGAUCCCGAAGUCCUAGAAGGCGCAAAUCAAGGUCUCCUUCCCCUAGAAGACGCUCAUCCCCUAUCAGGAAAGAGAGAAAACACAGCCAUUCCCGAUCCCCACACCAUAAAACAAAGAGUCGUAGUGUUACUCCUGCACCAGAAAAGAAAGAAGAGACCCCUGAGCCAGAACCUUCAAUCAAAAUAAAAGAAACAUUGAUUCAGGAGGCCACAUCUACUAGUGAUAUUUUGAAAGUUCCCAAAAUCGAGCCUGUGCCAGAUAUCAAGGAGCCAUCUCCAGAAAGAAUUUCAAAAAAGGAAAGGGAGAAAGAAAAGGAGAAGAAUCGUCAAAGGACUCCUUCCCGAUCCAAGUCAAGGUCAAAGUCUCGCUCACGGUCUGCAUCUCAUUCAAGACCAAGAAGGCGUCAUAGAUCACGAUCCAGGUCUUACUCACCAAGAAGGCGGCCUAGCCCAAGACGACGCCCAUCUCCUCGGAGAAGAACCCCGCCGAGACGCAUUCCACCUCCACCCAGGCACAGAAGGAGUAGAUCUCCUGUGAGACGGAGGAGAAGAUCGUCAGCAUCUUUGUCAGGAAGUAGUUCCUCCUCCUCCUCUUCACGUUCCCGAUCUCCACCAAAGAAACCACCUAAGAGAGUUGUCUCCAGCCCUCCUCGUAAGACACGUAGACUGUCACCUUCAGCAAGUCCUCCUAGGCGAAGGCACCGCCCCUCCCCACCCCUAACUCCACCCCCAAAGCCCCGCCGAUCUCCGACACCUCAGCAAUCGAACCGUGCAAGAAAAGGCCGAGGCUCAGUUUCUCCCAGUAGAACCUCAGCACCCAAACGUAAAAGUAUUGAAAAAAGGGAAUCUCCCUCACCAGCACCGAAACCUAGAAAAGUAGAAUUGUCAGAAUCGGAAGAAGACAAAGGUGGUAAAAUGGCAGCUGCAGAUUCUGUGCAACAAAGACGGCAGUAUAGAAGGCAGAACCAGCAGUCUUCAUCUGAUUCUGGUUCAUCGUCAUCUUCUGAAGAAGAACGGCCAAAAAAGUCAAACGUAAAGAAUGGUGAAGUGGGUAGACGCCGGCGACACUCGCAUUCCCGUAGCCCUUCUCCAUCUCCACGAAAGUGGCAAAAAGAUUCUUCCCCUCGGAUGCAGAUGGGAAAGAGGUGGCAGUUGCCAAUUGAUAAAAGUAGGAGGAGGCGCAGUCCAUCGCCACUGCCUACAAGAAGACGACGCUCUCCUUCCCCUGCCCCUCCUCCAAGACGGCGUAGGUCACCUUCAUUACCACGCCGAAGGUCUCCAUCACCACCACCUCGCCGGCACUCUCCCACACCCAGAAGAUAUUCUCCUCCAAUACAAAGAAGAUACUCUCCUUCACCCCCUCCAAAGAGAAGGACGGCUUCUCCUCCUCCCAAACGAAGGGCAUCCCCUUCUCCGCAGCCUAAGCUUAGAGUCUCCCGUUCUCCACCACCAAAACAAAGAAGUUCUCCACCCCCAAAGAGACGCUCGCCAUCAAUAUCCUCCAAGCACAGGAAAGGAUCUCCGCCCAGCAGGUCCAACCGUGAAGCCCGUUCCCCUCUGCAGAACAAACGGCAUUCUCCUUCGCCACAGCCUAGGCCUUCCCGUCCUUCUGCAAGUCCCCCGCUGCUGCGCCGGGGACCUUCAUCUUCUCCCCAGCGAAGGCAUUCUCCAUCACCAAGCACUAGGCCCAUCAGAAGAGUCUCGAGAACCCCAGAGCCGAAAAAGUCUAAGAAGGUUUCCACACCAAGUCCACAUUCUGUGAGAAGGGGAUCUUCAUCCAGGUCUGUUUCAGGAUCUCCUGAGCCACCUCCCAAGAAGCAUCCAGUGCCUCCAUCUCCUGCUCGAUCUCGAUCACCUUCUGCUCACUGGUCGCCACCAGCACCUGCAAAGAAGGCUAAAAGUCCUACACCAAGUCCAUCACCAGUAAGGAAUUCUGAUCAGGAAGGGGGUGGCAAGAAGAAGAAGAAAAAGAAGGAUAAGAAGCAUAAAAAGGAUAAAAAGCACAAGAAGCAUAAGAAGCAUAAGAAAGAGAAGGCUGCAGUUGCUGCUGCAAUGACUGUUUUUACCACAUCUGCACAGGAAGACCAGGAGAAAAAUAUGGAGCCCCAAAAGGAGACUGAGAGUGAAGCAGAAGAUAACCUGGAUGACUUGGAAAAGCAUCUGCGUGAGAAGGCUCUGAGGUCAAUGAGGAAGGCGCAAGCGUCUCCACCAUCUUAGGCUGAAGCAGCAUUUGAUAUAAUGUACAUUUUGUUUGGUUUGUACUCAGACUUCAAUUUCAAAUUGCUAAAAUGUGUUUGAGCUUUAGACUUUAACAUUGGUUGUAAUAAUUGCUAGGUUGAAGUUCAUGUUUAAAAAAAGGCAUGGAUCUUCAUUACAAAAAAGCAUUCACGGUGUACUAGUGACCUCCUUCAACAGUUGACAUGGUUUCACUAGAAUUUUCUUCUGCAGUAAGAAAUUCUCUCCCUCCCCUCCCUUCAAGGGUUAUAAAACGAAGCUUACAGAUCCCACAGUUCCUCUAAAAUGCCGUUGUACAAAUGCUUAUGGAGUUUCUAAUCUGAUUUCUUGCCCUAGGCCAUUUGUGGUCUGUUCAGUUAUCAAAGAAAUUGCAUAGAAACACUUGCAAAUUCUCAGAUUUCUCUGUUUGCCUGUAUUGUCUAUGCUUAAAACCGGGAUUAGUAUUUGAGGACGGUAUCUAAAUGGUAACCAGCUGCUCUUGCCAGUGGGUUUUAUAAUGAUGUUUAUCUGGAAUGCUGGAAUUUAAUUUGUUGUUUUUUCUCUUUCCCGCCCCCUCCCUCUUUGUUUUCUUUUUAAAUUAGUUUCCAUAAUCGGCAAUCUCAGCAGAGUUUGGCAUACAGUUUUGUUCUGUGAAAUGUUGUUGUUGCCCCAUUCAUAGGUUUUUUUGUUUUUGUUUUUUUUGUUUUUGGUCUUGUUGCGGUCCUUUGGAAUAGUGUGAAACUUUCAGAGCUGUGAUCUCUGAAAGCCUGAAGGGCCUGAACUUUGGAUAUUGUCAUGUUCUCACUGGUUUUUUUGUUUUGUUUUUUUAAAGACUAAAGCUAUUAUAAAGCUUGUGGAUUAAACAAAAUAAAUUUCUAAAUUUAAAGGA
Molecule: messenger RNA, 5050 nt
Organism: Zootoca vivipara (common lizard)
Lineage: Eukaryota; Metazoa; Chordata; Lepidosauria; Squamata; Lacertidae
Source: RefSeq, a predicted model, not a curated record